GAGUUAUUCCAGUUAUGCGACAAGGAAGAAAAGGGUUACAUUACAAAAUCAGACAUGCAGCGACUGAGGGCAGAGCUGCCUAUAUCUCCUGACCAGCUGGAGGUGGUCUUUGAUUCCUUGGACAAUGACGGCAAUGGAUCACUAACCUUGCAGGAAUUUACAGAGGGCUUUGGCAGUUUUCUUGGUCUCAGGAGCCCAAAUUGUUCACGUGAGAUCCUGGAGGAGGAUGAGGAGAAUACAUUGUACGAGGGUCAGGCAGGGGUCACAGAUCCAGCAAUGGAGGAGAAGAUGUUCAGUGAUAUGCUUCGCCAGGUUGGAGCUUCCCACAUCUUUCAGGAUGAGGAUGUCGUUAAGGCCAUGUGGUUAAAGCUACACAGAGAAGAACCAGACAUGACUUCAACAUUUGAAGAGUUCAUUGCCAGAUUGGCUGGUGAUAUCAAGAGGUCAAAGGUUGACUUUCAGUCAUUAGAAGCUGCCUUAAUGAGUAAGAGCAAUGAACACGAGGAGGAGGUCAAGAAACUUUAUGAAGAGAUGGAGCUGCAGAUAAAAGAGGAGAGAGAGAAGAUAUUGGCAGAGGAGAGAGCACGAGAGAGGCAGACUCGGGCCGAGCUGGAGAGUCAGCUCAAGGAGAGGGAGAAACAGCUGCAGGAGAUCCUCUCACGACACCAGGAGCUGGAGGCAAAACUGCAGACGAUAAACAAGACUGAAGUCAUGACUAAACAAGAGAAUGAACGCUUGCAAAAGGAGAGAGACCAGCUGGAGGAGAUGCUGAGCCAGUCCCGGGACAAUCUGGAGGAGUCUCGUGCCUAUAUUCAGCAGAUGCAGCUGCAGCAGAAAGAUGAGAAACGGGAGCGAGCCAUGGCAGCACUGAUGUUGUCUGAGGGUAUUGCUAUAGAACGUGAGAGCCUGGUCAAGCAGCUGGACAUUCUCAAAGAUGUGAACAAGAAACUCCGAGAUGACCAAGAUGAAGCUGGCGCCAUGGAUAUAAGGCGGGAGGGAACACUGUCAUUAGAUUCAGAGAUAAAGGAUGUUGAACCGGUACCAUCCAGACAGUCCAGCACAGCUUCCAACAGGAAGGAGCUUCACAAGCAGGGGUCAGUCUUGUCCAACUACUUCCCUGGAGGACGAAAUGCUCCACAACGGAGGUCAACAGAGCUGGUUUCUGUGGAUCUGGAUGUGGAUGGGCUGUGUGACGGAGAGGAUGUUGAAGAGAACUUUGACGCCGAGUCGCUGUUUGGAGCUAGUGUUUUCAUACCUGACGAGAAUGAAGAUCCAGAGGAGGCUAACGAUACUGUUGGUUCUUUGGGUAGUCGCGGGAGAAACUUGCGUCGACAGCAUCAUCAGAGUUCGGGAGAGGAGGAUUCUGGGAUUGGAGAAGAUAGUAGUGGCAGGGAUGGUAAGACAAAGAAAGUUAGAGCCAAGCUUCUUUUGCACAAAAGGUCACAACCCGUGGGUGCCGACUCAAAAAGUAUCAGUGAAACGUACCCGUCCAAACCACAGAGGAUAUUUAAGGUUGUCUUUGUUGGAGACUCAGGUGUGGGCAAGAGUACCUUCAUACACUACUUCUGCCACCAGGAGUUCAAGCCAAACUUCAGCACAACUAUAGGUGUGGACUUCCAGAUUAAGACAAUGGAUGUGAAGGAUUCCACAGUGAUACUGCAGCUGUGGGAUACGGCCGGACAGGAGCGCUUUCGUUCCAUGACCAAGGCCUACUUCCGCAAAGCUGAUGGUGUCAUUGUCAUGUACGAUGUGACCGUAGAGGCCACCUUCACUAGCGUUAGGAACUGGAUGUCCAGUGUUCAGGAGAAUGUGGAGCCAGGAACGGUGCUGAUGUUGAUUGGUAAUAAGUUGGACAUCUCGGAGGAUGAUGCCAAGAGGCCUGUCAAACAAAAGGAUGGAUUGCUGUUAGCAGCACAAUUUGACAUGCUUUUUUACGAAACCAGUGCCAAGACGGGCUCGACUAUAACUGAAGCUAUGGAAGCCCUUGCCAG
Molecule: messenger RNA, 1991 nt
Organism: Candidula unifasciata
Lineage: Eukaryota; Metazoa; Mollusca; Gastropoda; Stylommatophora; Geomitridae
Source: the annotation of a GenBank genome assembly